Caenorhabditis briggsae is the source of this 879-nucleotide messenger RNA. The record is from RefSeq and is a predicted model, not a curated record. The transcript is spliced from 4 exons. Lineage: Eukaryota; Metazoa; Nematoda; Chromadorea; Rhabditida; Rhabditidae. Bases 1 to 879 code for a protein of 292 amino acids.
AUGAAAGUUUUCAAACUUCUAUUUCUCGGAUUACUGCGCCAGUUGAGUGCUUCUUCAUCUACACCAACCAAAGUGACGUCAGAAGACUCUGUCUUCCUGCGAAUCGCCACAUCUCUCGAUGCUCAUUCACAGCAGCUGAACACUUUUGCUGAGCUCAUAAAUCCAACAAAACCAAAUUCGGCACUUGGAAAAUAUUUCCUUCUAGACGAUUCCAUAAUCUCUGAAUUGACAAAUGUGGAUGAGACGCAUGCAGCUAGAAUUAUGAAGGAAUUGGCCGAUUCGAAAUACAAUUUGACGGCAUUCAAUGAGAAAAGCGAGAGAUUUAAAAUGUUUGCGAAGCUACACCAAUUAAUAAAUACUACCGUAAUCCCUGUUAAAUCAGAGAAGGAUGAAGUGGCAGCGAUAAUUGGAGGAUGGGACAAUUGCGAUAUACUGGAUUUGAAUCUAUUGAAAUUCCACGAGAACACAUUGGACAGUUUGACGUACUCGGAAGACGGAGGUGUUGCACACAGUAAGGUUCGAGGAGCUGCUGAUGCUUUGGCGGCGAUUCCAACUCUUCUGAAGGCUAUCACGGAUGGAAUUACAAAGUUGGAUGGGCGUCAUCGAGUUAUGGAGAUUUUCGGAGAUUUCGCAUUUUUGGUUUUGAGUCUGAAGAAUUAUAAGGAAAAAAGUCCACUUCGUGAUGAUGAUGUGGCAAAUUUAUCGAAACUUUUUUCGAAAUCUCAAUCAUAUCGAACUGGCAACAGAGUCGCUAUGAUGUUGAAAGAAUUGGCUCAUGCUUCAAACUUUCCACAGCAUAUGGGAAUACAACUGAAACAGAAUCUCGACGGUGAAUCUCUUCGAAAAGUUCUGAACAAAGGAGAAACCUUAAGCUGCUGA